Molecule: messenger RNA, 3765 nt
Organism: Xylaria bambusicola
Lineage: Eukaryota; Fungi; Ascomycota; Sordariomycetes; Xylariales; Xylariaceae
Exons: 1
Coding region: 197-3337 (1046 amino acids)
Biological process (GO): formation of cytoplasmic translation initiation complex; translation reinitiation
Cellular component (GO): eukaryotic translation initiation factor 3 complex, eIF3e; eukaryotic translation initiation factor 3 complex, eIF3m; multi-eIF complex
Molecular function (GO): translation initiation factor activity; mRNA binding
Source: RefSeq, a predicted model, not a curated record
CGCUGAUCUUGGGCGUGUGGUCACGUGAUUAGAAAAUCUAAGCCCGUGCCCCGCCUCGCUCGUCCUCUCCUAGCCCACGAAAUGUGGCACACAUCGAAAAUCUUCUUUUCUGUGCAUCCCCCCUCCCACCACACGUCACGUCGCUCCGGCCGCACUUGUCUCUGUUGGUUGUUUAUCAUCAAAGAGAUUGCCCAAGAUGCCGCCGCCUCCGCAUCAGAAGCCGGAGAACGUGCUGAAGCGUGCACAUGAGCUGAUCGGCGUCCACCAGGCUCCUGCCGCUCUCACGCUCCUCCACGAUCAUAUCACAUCCAAACGGUCGCGAAAUGUUCCCAUCGCCUCCCUGGAGCCCGUUAUGCUCCUUUUGGUCGAGCUGUCUGUUGAACAGAAAAAGGGAAAGCUCGCCAAGGAUGCCCUAUACUCUUACAAGAACAUUGCUCAAAAUACGAACAUUGCCACGAUUGAACUCGUCCUGAAAAAGUUCAUCGAAUUAGCCGCUGAGAGGGUCACUGCUGCGCAGAAGAAGGCCGACGAGGUUCAAGAGAGCCUCGAUGCCACUGCAACCACCAAUGUUGAAGAUCUAGAGGCAACCGAGACUCCCGAGUCCAUCCUACUAGCCACCGUAUCUGGCGAGCAGUCUAGAGACCGCACCGAACGCGCCGUUGUCACUCCCUGGCUCAAGUUUCUCUGGGAAGCCUACCGAACCGUACUUGAUAUCCUCCGCAACAAUGCACGCCUAGAACUACUCUACCAGAGCACUGCUCUACAGGCCUUCGAUUUCUGUCUCAAGUACCAGCGGAAAACCGAAUUCCGCCGUCUCUGCGAGCUGCUUCGCAACCAUGUCCAGACCGCCGCCAAGUAUUCCAGCCAAAUGCAUGCUAUCAACCUCAAUGAUCCAGAUACCCUGCAGCGACAUUUGGAGACACGUUUCCAGCAGCUAAAUGUUGCUGUGGAGCUUGAGUUGUGGCAGGAAGCUUUCCGAAGUGUUGAGGAUAUCCACACACUCCUAAACCUUAGCAAACGUCCACCCAAGAAUGUCAUGAUGGCCAACUACUAUGAGAAGCUUACUCGUAUCUUCCUUGUUGGUGAAAACUACCUUUUCCAUGCCGCUGCCUGGUCAAGGUAUUACAAUCUUCUCCGGCAGUCUGCUGCUUUGGUUGCCUCGGGCCAAGGCAAAAAAGCUGAUAAUCCGUCUGCUACUGAUGCUGAUUUGCAGAAGGCUGCUUCAUAUGUUCUGCUAUCUGCAUUAUCUAUCCCCGUCAUUAGCACCACAAGAUCGCGAGGCGCAAUGGUAGAUUUUGACGAGGCCCGUAAGAACAAGAACUCGCGUUUGACACAUCUCCUGGGCAUGUCUGUUGCCCCCACCCGGGCUGUUCUGUUUCGCGAUGCUCUGUCCAAGUCUCUCUUAAAGCGUGCCCGCCCUGAAAUUCGGGACCUGUACAAUAUCCUCGAAGUUGAUUUCCAUCCACUCUCCAUCUGCCAAAAGAUCUCACCUAUCCUGACCAAAAUCGGCACUGAUCCUGAAAUGGAGAAGUAUAUCCUUCCUCUGCAACAAGUUAUCCUCACUCGACUUUUCCAGCAGCUCUCUCAAGUUUACGAGAGUGUUGAUCUCGCCUUUGUCGAAAGCCUUGCCAACUUCCCUGACCCAUAUCAAAUAUCUCGUGGGACCAUCGAGAAAUUUAUCAUGAAUGGAAACAAGAAGGGCGAUCUCUCUAUCCGUAUGGAUCACGCGACAGGCGUACUCAAGUUUGACAAAGACGUCUUUGCAUCUUCUAAGCCCGUUCAUGCUGGGUCCGCUGCAGGUUCCGCGGAAAGCCAGACUGGCACCGUCCAAAGACUUCAAAGCACACCCUCUGAAAUUGUUCGCUCUCAACUGUCUCGUCUAGCCAAUACUCUCUACACUACUUGCUUCUACAUUGACCCUAGCUUCAGACAAGGCCAGGUAGAAGCCCGCGAUGCUGCUCUGGCACGUACCAAGGCUGGUGCCGAAAAAGAGCAUCGUGAUACGCUUUCUCGAAAGGAUAUCAUCCAAAAGCGAAAAGAGGAGGCUUCCGAAUUGCAAGCUAAGAGAGAAAAAGAGAAGGCUAGACAGAAGCGACUCCAGGAGCAGGCACUUGCCGAGGCUGAAGAGCGUCGUUUAGCCCAAGAGCAAAAAGAACGUGAAGAAAAGCGCCUUAAGGACGAACGGGAUCGUGUCCGCAAAGAGGAGCUCAAGAAGCAGAUUGCCGACCUGAAACUAGGUGCUAAUGCUGUUGAGAUUGAUGUCGAAAAUCUCAAUGACAUCGAUAUUCGGGCCAUGAAACUAGCUCAACUUGAGCGAGAGAAGAACGACAUCAAAGAGAGACUUCGUAUCACUGGCAAGCGCAUCGAUCAUUUGGAACGUGCCUUCAGGAAAGAGGAAGCUACAAAACUUUCCGAAGACUACGCUAAGCAAAGAGAGCGCGAUCUAGCUGCAUAUGAGCAAAUGCGGAAAGAGACCCUGCAAGAAGCUGAAGCGAAACAUAAGGAGAGUGUUGAGCUGAAGCACCGUCUUAGUCGUUUGAUGCCGUAUUAUGAACCUUUCAGGAAGUCCCUCCAUGAUCGUCGUCGUGACGAGUUUGAGAAACGCCAGCGCGAUGCUGAGCGUGAGUUAGAGAAGCAGAUCAACAUUAGGAAGAAGGAAUAUAGAGAGAGGAAGCUGAGGGAGAAGCGCGAAAGGGAAGAAAAGGAGAGGGCUCUCAGAGAAGCCGAAGAACGCGCUGCGAAAGAAAAGGAGGAACAGGAGAGGCGCCGGGAGCAACAGCGAGCAGAAAUGGCGAGGAACAAAGAGCAGCGAGACAGAGAGCGCCAGGAGGCUUUGGAAAUAGCUGCUCUGCAAGCCAGGAGAGAAGAGGAGGCGAUGGCCCGGAAGCAGGCCGAGAAGGAGGCCACUCGCCUUCCACCCCGUCGCGAGCCGCUACCUAUGGAUCGUACCGAUUCUCGGGAUCGUGCGUCUGGCCCGCCCCGCAUCCAGCUGGCGGGUGGAAAAUCAUCAUGGCGUGAUCGUGAAGCCUCACGUACUACUGCUACUCCACCAAGUGAAUCGAAUGGGCCAUCACGUGCUACACCUCCAUCGAUGGAGCGGGCAGAUUCCAACAGUCGUGCUGGAGGACCUCCACGUCUCAACCUGGCAGGCCAAAGUGGAAAGCCAUCGUGGCGCGAACGGGAGGCAGCAAGGGCCAGUGGUGGUGCUGCGCCUCCAGAACCUGCGGGCGGUGCGAAGAGCGACGCGAAGAGCGACGCGCCACCAGCCUCUGGAGAGUCUCUGAAGCCCUCUGGGGCUCCUGGGAAGUGGGUACCUCGGCAUUUGCGUGAAAAGUAGGGUUCUUAAGCAUUGAAGGACUGGCGUUUGGGGUUUGGGGUUACCAAAGUUUGUAAUUUAGGCUCAUGAAAAGAAGAAUCUUCUUUUGAAGUUAGCCGUCUUGGUGAGAACAUGAGAAGAUGAUUAUUAAUGUCGCGUCUUGAUCUCACAUUACGGUUAUUAUGAGGACACGCCUGAUGCAAUCCAUGUAGGGCUUGAUCACACUCACUCUCUGGCCCUUUCCCCUACCUGUUAAAGUCGAUACUGAGUAUGCAGUCAUGAAAUAGCUUUUGCAUACAUGCCGUACGCACGUACAUGUACCACAUCCCUAAUGCGGCUUGAGGUGAAUAGUUGAGUACUUCAGUCAUGAAACCACUUGAGUACACGACAAUCACAUUCUGUACUUGGUUCCAUCACAUGAAUACAUACACAUAUUUGCAUUCUUGAAA